Messenger RNA from Limulus polyphemus (Atlantic horseshoe crab), 4954 nucleotides. RefSeq names its product stromal interaction molecule homolog. Gene Ontology annotation, molecular function: protein binding; calcium channel regulator activity; calcium ion binding. Bases 581 to 2668 code for a protein of 695 amino acids. Gene Ontology annotation, cellular component: plasma membrane; endoplasmic reticulum. The transcript has 13 exons. Gene Ontology annotation, biological process: store-operated calcium entry; intracellular calcium ion homeostasis; activation of store-operated calcium channel activity. Lineage: Eukaryota; Metazoa; Arthropoda; Merostomata; Xiphosura; Limulidae. The record is from RefSeq and is a predicted model, not a curated record.
UCUAGUAACUUAUUAAGCUUCAAAUUUUAGCACGCUGAAGCUGUAUCAUUCUACUUGUAGUUCUGUAGUGAACACCUAGUAAGGGUUUGGUCACCUUUACUGAGAGGUUAACAAGUUCAGUUUAACUUAAGUUUAUGUGAACAUUACCAAUGUUAUUUAAAAAUAAAAUUAUGUAGGCUUUUUAGUAUAUUAUUCUGCUAAUCUCCAUCAUCUGAUAUUAAUAAUAUUACUCAGUGGAUCAAAUUAUGUGAUUUUUUUAAUAUGGUUGCACUGUGGAUAUUUGACGUGUAUUAUCGAACUUUUCAAUUUUGUAUUUGUAUAAUUUAUUCCGAAAAACAGUGAGAAGCUGCUAUGGAUGUGGUUUGUCACUUCAUAACGGUUUUAACUUGGUGUAAGCCUACUUUAUUAUUCAUGCUAACAAUAUAUCGGAUAACGGUAACUUUCAGUUUCAAAUCAUUCCGAAGUCACUUGACGAGAACUUCACAAUUCUUUAUUCUAAUAAGUAUGAUUUUAGCUUUAUGUCUUUCUUCCUUUCCGAAUUCUUCAACUGGUAAAGGUACUACUAGUAACGGUAUCGCUUAUGCGGUCUCGGUUUAUGCAAAAGAACAAGGCACGGAUAAUUUAUCAGAAGCAGUCUUUCUCCAUUUCAGAACCUAGCUGCAAAAAAUUAGAUGCUUCUCAAGAUAUGGUAGGACUGAAUGCUAUUCGCCAUCUCCACAAAGUGCUUGACGAUGACGCCAACGGCAAUGUGGACGUAGUUGAAAGUGAUGAGUUCUUACGAGAUGAACUACAUUACGAAAAUGGUUAUGAAAGACAGAAGGGUUUCCAUGGUAGUGAUAAAUACAUUAGUGUUGAUGAAUUAUGGAAAUCGUGGAAAACAUCCCAAGUUCAUAACUGGACAGUAGAUGAAAUAGUCCAGUGGUUAGUGACUUAUGUUGAUCUGCCUCAGUAUGCUCAGAGUUUUCAAGAAAAUAAUGUGAAUGGAACUGCUUUGCCAAGGAUGGCAGCGAAUGAUGUAAACUUCCUAACAUCUGUUUUAGGUAUAAAUGAUGCUAUUCAUAGACAGAAAUUGGCACUAAAAGCAAUGGAUAUAGUUCUUUUUGGACCACCAAAAUACCACAGUUAUGUAAAAGACACUUUCCUGGUGCUGUCGUUGGUAGUGGCUGUUGGUGGCUGUUGGUUUGCUUUUGUUCAACAUAACUACUCCAAGAAUCAUCUUCAAAAGAUGAUGAAUGACAUGGAAAGUUUACAGAAAGCUGAAAAUGCUCUUCUGAGGCUACAAGAAGAUCUGGAUAAAGCACGCCAAGAACAGGAAAUUGUUGUUAUUGAAAAGGAAAACCUUGAAAAAAGAUUACAAGAUGAGAUUAGUACUACAAAGAAACAAGAUGAUAAUGGCAGUAAUGAGGGUAUCAACAGAAUGCAACAAUUAGAAGAAGAACUUGAGCAGGCACGAGCAGAGCUAGAGUGGAUAAAGAAAGCCACAGAAUUAAGAGCCUGGGUUCCUCCUCCAGCACUCCAAAACUGGCUACAACUAACACAUGAGGUUGAACUAAAACAUUAUAAUGCCAAGAAAACUGCAGCUGAACAACAACUUUCUGCUGCUAAAGAAGGGUGUGAAAAAUUGAGACGGAAAAGAUCAACUUUUAUGGGAACAUUUAGGAUUGCUCAUGGAAGUUCCAUUGAUGACGUAGAUAGCAAGAUUCUUCAAGCAAAAUCAGCUCUUUCUGAAGUAACUCAAGACCUUCAGGAACGAAUUCACCGUUGGAAACAAAUUGAACUCCUUUGUAACUUUUCUGUUGUAUGUAACCCAGGACUAAGACAUCUGGAAGCAUUGUUGUUAGGAGGAACACCCAGUAACUCUUCAGAAGGUAGUCUACCACGUGGUAGCAGUGAAGCAAUGCUGUUAGAAGACAAUAACACACCUGUAUAUGGUAAUGCUGGACUUGGUGCAGGUUCUGUCCUCGCAGGCCCCAUUCAACCAUUUCCACAACCUUUGUUUGGAUAUAAUACUCAAAAAGAUAGUGCAUUUACUGAAGCAAAAUCUACAGAUCUUAGCAAAUCCCCCUCUUACUCCUUGUCUUUAGCAGUACCCACUACAUCAGCCAUUGAUGAUUCUGAUGCUGCACUGCAUCAGCAAGAUUCUCCAUCGGAGCAAGAAGAUGAAAAGAACUAUGAAGAAGAUGUUGAAUCAUUAGACAGUAAUGUUGCUCUUUCUACUGGCUCUGGUGAAUAUCGAAAACCUAACUUUAUUAUCGGAGAUAGUUCACAGGAUAUUAAGUUCUCUUCAACUCCAGUAAAGAAGUUGCCAAGGAGGAUGGUGAAGAGUGCCAGUCAUGAUGCUCAUUUUCUUUCUUCCCUUGAGGCUUCUCAAAGUUUGCAUAGACACACUGUCUCAGAAUCUGGCAUUAAAGAACGUGAAUAUAAUACGCUUCCUUCAAAUUUCAUGCCACAUAAUACAAGUGAUCUAACCAAUCAAGGUUCUCUUGGCAGACGAAAAAAAUCUGGAGCAUUGAAAACUAUCUUUAAAAGAAAUAUAACAAAUACUGUCACAGCAGAUCAAGAAAACUCCACAGAUUCUAAUUCAGUUACUGGAGAAUGUGAGUUGAAAAGGAGAAGAAAGAAGUCCUUUCUAACUGAACUAAUCAAGAAGAAAUCAAAAGCUUUGUAAUUAAUGCCACAUUUCCUAGACUUUAUUGCUUGAUAAAAUCUCUCUAGGCUGGAGAAAAAAACAAACAAUUCCUGUACUGUACCCUUCAAAUAUAUCCAUGGACAUCCAAAAUUUCAGAGAACUUUACCUAGAAAUCAGAAACAAUUUUUGUUUUAAGUAAUGUUAUAAACAAUAUACUAAUGUUUCUCAGUGAUAGUUUUCUACUCUUAUUCACUCAUUAUUGGUGCGUGUGAAAGUGAAAAGUUAAUUACUAUGAGUAAUGAGGCUUUUUUUUAUAUAUAUAUGUUUUUAUCAAUGGUGAAACUGAAAUUAAGACAUAAAUAUUAUAGAUUAUUAUCAUUUGAACUGUUGGUUUGUGGAAGGCUUUUAUUUUCCAGUUUAUUUUUGUGAUUUGUCUAAAGUACAGUUAUAGAAGAAGAUGAGAAGUUAAGAGAAUUUUGGUUACUUAUUUUGUCUUGGGCUCUUCUGACAUAACCUACAGAAUGAUUUUAUAAAAAUAUAUUAUUUUUCACAUUUAUAGGGCUCAUUCCUUAUUUUUUCUUGUAAAAUAAUUUUUAUAUGGUUGCAUGGAAUUCAAUAAAUUUUGAUAUUUGUAUGUAUGUGAUGAGCUUCGUAUUUUGGAGAAGUUGAUUAUAUCUGUCAAACAUAAUGCACUUGCAUUCUAUUUAAUUAUUGCUGAUCUUUUUUUUUAUUAAGUAUAAUUUCAGUACUUUAUUUUGUAUCAGGAAUCAAUUUAUCAAUAUAAUAUUGUUUAUUUUUUGUCUGUUAUAGAAUGCAACUUUAAAAAUGUCAUAUCUGAUUAGAGGCAAGAAACUUAGCUAAUGUAAAACAAGCAGAACUUUAUGACUGGUACGUAAUUUAAUAAGUUAAAAUAAUGCGAAUUAAAUAAUUGCAAUACACUUUUUUCGGAAAUUAACAUUCAAGCACAUGAUUGAUAGUAAAAAUAUGGAAGUGUCACUAAAACUUCCACUAACCAAUGUUUUCAUGUAAGGAAAUAAAACUACGGCAAUACCCAUGUAAAAUCUUUUAAAUGCUAAACUAACUAGUCAAGGGUUAAUUUUAAAGGGUUUAAUUAAUUGUUUCUCAUUUGGGAAUUUUCCUGAAUGCACGUACAAAUGUCUAAUAAUAAAUAUCCUUCAAACUGAUACUUCAGGAAUUGUCUAGUGUUCCUGCAAGCAACAUCCAGUGUUCCAACAUGAAAUACACAGCAGUAUGUCUGUGGACUUACAAUGCUAGAAUCUGGGUUUCAAUACCUGUGGUGGGCAGAGCACAGAUAGCCCAUUGUGUAGCUUUGUGCUUAAUUACAAACAAACAAACCAACAUGAAACAAAUAAAAAGUUUUCACCCAAAUAAUCUUUCCUACCAGGUAUAAGUAAUACCGUUUGGAAAUUUACUAUAAGUUGUAAAUAUAAUUAAUGGCUCUCAUCGCUAGAGAUUAGAAAUAAAAUUAAAGGUUAUAAUAAAGUUUUUAACUAAUGGCAAAUUUGCCUGAAAGAACGAGUUUCAAGGUACCCUGCAACUCAUUAAAGCAGAUAUGAUAGAAUAAUGAUAUUUAAAAUUAAAAACAGGAACAAUGUUUGAAAUUAUAGUCUCAUUGUUGAUUUAAAUAUUAAAAUCUUUACCGUUAAAACUUGUGUACUACUUGAGAAAUGAUCCCACAAGUGAUCGAAACGUCAUACCUGUUCUAAAAACAAAUCCCCCUUACUGUAAAAGCUGUAACUUGUAACAAAAUUAUGUUUGAAAUGUACAAUAAAAACUUUACUUGGUUGAAAGGCAACAUUAAAAGACUACGUGUUUCAGUAGCUUUAUGCUGCCAUCAUCAGAAGUAAAAACACAUAACAAGCACAUCACUUUAUAAGGACAAGGUUUAACUCAUUGUACAAUUUAAAGUUAACAUGAAUAUUAUACAUAAGAAAUCAAUAUUUAUUUCCAAAGCUAUGCAUUAGCAUAAGCUAACCUUUCAUCUCUAUUUAGCAAAGAAUUAUUUCAUGUACAACACGAAUUUUCUGUUGAUUCUCUGAUAUUCAAUUCACUUUGAGUAUUAGGCUCAUUUGAGAAUUAUUGUUUCAUGCCAUUAUAUCAAAUGUCUUGUUUUAACAGUGUGUUCAGCAAGUGGAUAAAUUAGCAUAUCUUUAUUACUUACGUGACCUUUAUGUUCAUCGAAUUAAUAGUUUAAGUUCUGUUUAGUUUGAACAGUAGUGCAGUGUGAAAGACUGACACGCUCUUUAACUGUUCAGUGAUGCGCAUGCAUCUGUAUUUGUGGCAAUUAUGAAAGACAUUUUAAAU